Anopheles marshallii is the source of this 612-nucleotide messenger RNA. RefSeq names its product flavin reductase (NADPH). The transcript has 2 exons. The record is from RefSeq and is a predicted model, not a curated record. Bases 1 to 612 code for a protein of 203 amino acids. Lineage: Eukaryota; Metazoa; Arthropoda; Insecta; Diptera; Culicidae.
AUGCAGAAAAUUGUGUUCUUCGGUGGCACCGGUAUGACCGGCCAGUGUGCAGUACGAUACGCGCUGCAGAAGGGUUUAACCGUCCGAUUGCUUGUACGCAGUGAAACGACCGUUCCAGAAGAUUUUAAAGAAAAGGUCGAACUGGUAAAGGGUGAUGUAACGAACGUGCAGGACGUGAAGAAGGCCGUUGCAGGGCAGGAUCUGGUUUGUGUGGUGCUUGGAACGCGCAACGAUCUCAAACCAACCACGGCAAUGUCGGACGGUAUGACGAACAUUAUCACAGCCAUGAAGGAAGCUUCGCUGGAGACAUUUUCCGUCUGUCUGUCCUCGUUUCUGUUCAUGGAGCCGGAUAAGGUACCGGCGAUCUUUGUUAACAUCAACGGCGAGCAUCGGCGAAUGCUCGAAAUGGUGAAGGGCUGCGGUUUGAAAUUCCGGGCCGUGUUACCGCCCCAUAUUGCCGAUGAACCACAGGAAAAGUUUGCCACUGCAUAUGACAAAUCGCCCGGCCAUUCCAGAUCUAUUUCGAAGCUCGACCUUGGUCAGUUCCUUGUAGAUAGUCUGUUCGAUGAAGCACAUUCGUCAAAGGUUAUCGGCAUCUGUACAAUUAAGUGA